Messenger RNA from Penicillium subrubescens, 805 nucleotides. RefSeq lists its product as uncharacterized. The coding region runs from base 249 to 581 and encodes 110 amino acids. The record is from RefSeq and is a predicted model, not a curated record. Lineage: Eukaryota; Fungi; Ascomycota; Eurotiomycetes; Eurotiales; Aspergillaceae. The transcript has 2 exons.
CGGGAUUUUUUUCCGAGUUAUAAGAUGUAAGACUUGUAGCCUGCUUCGAAGUCUUUCUUCUUACUCCCUUUUUCAUCUGCCCUCGUGUGACUGCGGUUCAAUUGUUUGGCCAUUGUCGCAAGGAGUCGAUACUCGGUUUUGAUCCAGAUCUCGGGCAUAUCGAGUACCAGAUCUCUUUCACGGGAUUAGGCAAUCGUUUCUGAUCCCCUUCAAGAUCAUCAAACCGUCAGAAGUGGUCAUCUGAUCCAAUGGCUCCCACCAGCUCCCAUAUCACCCCACGCGACUCGAAUGGCUGCCCGAGUAAUUUGACCGGCGGUGCGAUCGCCGGAAUCGUGAUCGGCUCCAUCUUCGGCACCCUGCUCCUCAUCUGGCUCUGGCGCUUCUUACAGCUACCCUGGGGCAGUGACGACCGGUCGGAUGUGGGCUACCGGCCUCCCAUUACUCGAACCGCGGCUGGGGACGACAGACGACGAAGAAGACGAUCCUCUAACGUGGACUAUUAUGUCGAGAAGCCACGGAGCAGUAGUUCGCGACGAUAUCGGGACGAGGUACGAAGGCCGGCUAAGGUAUACCUGUCAUGAGCGAAGAUAAAGUGACUAAGCUGGGAUGGAUGUGGUGAUGGAGUAAUGAUUGAUGGGUUUCGAAAGGCGUUCAAGUACAUAUUGGUUAUGGAUAUUUCUGAGGAUUGGGGAAAAGCUCGGACUUGGGACGAGACACGACUUCACCUGACGAACCUGUGAUGACUGGAUGUUUAUGCAUUGAUGGCUAUAGUUUUUUCAAUUGAAGCUUUCUUAUUCAUUGUUAC